Messenger RNA from Cheilinus undulatus (humphead wrasse), 1286 nucleotides. Its product is annotated as beta-crystallin B3-like. Gene Ontology annotation, biological process: visual perception; lens development in camera-type eye. The transcript is spliced from 6 exons. Gene Ontology annotation, molecular function: structural constituent of eye lens. Lineage: Eukaryota; Metazoa; Chordata; Actinopteri; Labriformes; Labridae. The record is from RefSeq and is a predicted model, not a curated record. Bases 353 to 1060 code for a protein of 235 amino acids.
UCUGUUCAUUCCUCUCUUGGCAGGCAGUCGUGUGCCCACUAUAGGAUCAUGGUUGGGAUGGCAGCAUGGGCAGAGCCAGGCAGCGUUUGCCAGUGUGCCAGGACUGAAGGGCAAGCCUAUUGAGAAGCAGUGUGAUGGACACAAUGGGUGCGACAGACUUGCUGCAUCAACAGGCUUUUUGCUGCUGUGGUCAGAAAUAAACCAUAAAUACCCCCACUGGCCUCCACCAACCACUCGCCAGGCCUCCACAUCCAAAUACACCCUCACACUGAGACAGACAGAAAAGAGAGAGAAAAGACGGAGAGCGUGGCUUGUACCUGGUGCAGUGAAGCACAAGCCAUCCAGAAGAAAAAUGAGUGAACAACAGGGAACCCCGGAUCAGCUGCCUGCAGAGAAGGGCCAAGGAGGAGCUGGAGCCACAUAUAAGUUGGUGUUUUUUGAGCUGGAGAAUUUUCGUGGAAAGAAGGUGGAGUUGUCGGAUGAAUGUAGGGAUGCGUUUGAGCUGGCUGAGAGAAUCGGCUCUAUCAUCGUGGAGUCAGGACCAUGGGUUGGAUAUGAGUGUGCAGGAUAUACUGGGGAGCAGUUUGUGUUGGAGAAAGGAGAGUAUCCUCGCUAUAGCAGCUGGACCAACUGGCAGAACAGUUUCAUGCUGUGCGCCUUCAGGCCUUUGAAAGUGGAUAGUUCAGAGCAUAAGCUGCACCUGUAUGAGAAUGCAGGCUUUGAAGGUAGAAAGAUGGAGAUUGUUGAUGAUGAUGUCCCCAGUCUGUGGGCAUAUGGUUUCCAGAACCGUGUGGCCAGUGCUAAGGUUAUCAAUGGAACGUGGGUUGGAUACAUGUAUCCAGGCUACAGAGGGCGCCAAUACGUGUUUGAACAUGGAGAAUACAAGCACUGGAACGAUUGGGCAGGCACUGGACCUCUGAUACAGUCUGUCCGACGCGUGCGGGACAUGCAGUGGCACAAGAGAGGGUGCUACGUUGCCCCAAAUCCUCCCAAUCCCACCCCUAAACCCAAACCCAGUCCCAAUCCCAAUCCUAAAUCCCAAACUCAGGCCCAGACUUAGAAACCCAAACUCCAACACCGCCAACUGGGGCAGGCCAAAGGUAGCAACAAAAUCCCCAGUCUCUCUACUGCACAACCAUGUAGUCUAGAAUAUCUGCAAGUGUAACUUCUGAAAUCUGGAUCAGAGCUAACAGUAACGUAGUAUUGAAAUCUGCUUGGAAUAAAGCUUUUGGCCCUGAUUUGUUUGCAUGGAAAUAAUGUGUGUUUUAUUUGUUCAUUAAAUCUGU